AUCACAACCACCAUGAUCUGAACUCGUACAUGUCGCAAGCGGUAUCACUGUAACAUGCAGAAAUGAUCAAAGGGCUGGAUGAAUCUUUUGAGUCACUGGUAGAGCUGGGUAUAUCAAGAACACCGAAUAAUCAAAUCCCACCCCGUGAGCCUCCCAAAGAUCCCAUCGAUAUGAUCGGCUCAUCAAAAGCUGGCCUGGAUUGAAGAACCGUCGAACUGCUUUCAAGACUAUCCUGCUUCACGAGCGAUAUCAUAUGCGAGCAGCAGAAGAUCACAGGCUCGCGGGGUGGGAUACCACUCGCUCCAGCCAGUGCCGCCACGUCGUACUUGCUAGGCACAGACCUAUCAGACGGUUUCAAGAAUGCAGCAAGUGAGUAAUUGUAAACGCCGUCCUUCCUGAUCAUGAAGGCUAAAGAACCGCUUGGCUGGAACCGGGCCUUGUGCUCUCGAGACGAAAACGAUUCUCAACUGGGCAGAAGCUCAUUCGAGCCAUCACGAACAGAUGCCGGUCGCGAGCUUCUUCAAAACUUAGACACCGCGACGGCACCAGAAGAACUUGAAUCCACGAAAAGACCUCAUCAGCUUGGGGUAUCGUCUAAAAGUCCAUUUCUGCCAAUCGCGAAGAAGAUGCUUUGGUAGAUUCCGUGCUUCUACAACAGAUCAAUGAUAUCUUGGAAAGGAGUGAAAUGCACCUCAAUCUAGUACUAGCGGGUCUGAGUACUACUGAGAUAACCUGUGACUGCCACGAUGAUGCACGAUGUGCGUCACGCGGGGCUAAGAUCACGGGAACCAAUCCGAUUCGAGAGAAGUGGCGGUGGCUAGAUACGGUACAGCAUCCUCCACGAGUGCUGCCUUGAAUUGCUGGUUGUUACUUACCGUACCCGCUUGCACCCACAAAACCGCACCGUUCUUCACUUCAGCUUAUCGAACAACUCACCACACACUACAUCAGGCCAGCAACAGAUCAGCAACACAUCCAGACCCAGAUACGAGAAACAUGAGUCUCUUCAACGCCUUCCUCCAGCUCUGCCUGGCCACUCUCACCUUCGCCGCCCCGCUCGCGAACGAGAUUACCAUUCAGAAGAACACUGCAUGGCAAUAUGGAACUGGUGGUGGAAUCGUUGGAUUCAUUGUGUUGAUCGUUGAUAUCAUCAUCUGGGUCGAGCUCAUCCAGUCCAAUCGCCCCAUUUCGCACAAGAUCCUUUGGGCCGUUCUCGUCUUUCUCUUCCCAAUAGUCGGCGCUAUCAUCUACUUUCUGCUCAGCAAUCGCCAGGAGCACAAGGCCGGCGGUUAUGAACCAAUUCCAUAAGCAAGGACUACAAUAUACGAGCAAAGAGAAGGCGGACAGUACGAGUCAGACAGAACAGUCCCGUGCAGCCGGGUGAAACGAGCAGCACUUUUCAGAGAAGGAAAACGUCGAGCGACAAAGCAGCGUCGGCAGAAGACAUGAGUGCUCAGUGCUAGUCAUGAAAUGUGAAUAUGCUUUUGGAGCGUUGAUGAGCUACGAGUCACAUUAAUCUACUACAUUUUGUCUGCUUGAUAUUUGGGACCUGCGCUAAACACUUCGCCCAUGGAGCAGCGAUACCUUCCACACCAUGCAGUAGUGAAUUGAUC
Molecule: messenger RNA, 1613 nt
Organism: Sphaerulina musiva SO2202
Lineage: Eukaryota; Fungi; Ascomycota; Dothideomycetes; Mycosphaerellales; Mycosphaerellaceae
Exons: 3
Coding region: 997-1308 (103 amino acids)
Source: RefSeq, a predicted model, not a curated record